Molecule: messenger RNA, 1816 nt
Organism: Haliotis rufescens (red abalone)
Lineage: Eukaryota; Metazoa; Mollusca; Gastropoda; Lepetellida; Haliotidae
Exons: 4
Coding region: 203-1030 (275 amino acids)
Source: RefSeq, a predicted model, not a curated record
GCCCAAUCCAAUGACGUCAUAGACAGGAACAAUAGGAUGACGUCAUAGAAUGGUUUCCAUGACGACAUACCUGGUUUGCACGCCAGUCGACAGCACGACAUCGUAGCUAUCAGACGUACAUUUCUUGCUUCCUGGAAACUUCAUAGUUGUUUGCAGUUGAGUGUACCUUUUUACCAGUGCAACUCUAACCGAAGUGUAUAAGAUGAGUCUGCAUCCUCAAGCGCGGUCGAGACGCCGGAAAAUUCUCUCGCCCAUUCUUGAAACGAACGAGGGCGAAAUAAUCCCAAUCAGACUAACACCCACAGAAAAAGAACAUUUACUUGUUCAGUACAUGGACUUAAAGUCUCAAGUUGGAGAUUUGGAGGAAAGCCUUCUUGACCAUCUCUUCCAUGAGAACAAGAAACUCCUAGAAGAGAAUGAGCGACAGAGGCGAGAAGUGAGCCAUGAGAGAGAGUUGCGGCUGAAGGCCGAGGCUGAAAGACAACAGUUCCGACUAGACUAUUAUAACUAUAAACUCAGUUUCACAAUGGAGCAGGCUGAGCUCCGGGAAGUGAAGAAAACACUGGAGGAGCUGGCGGGAAUGUGGGAGACGGAGAAGAAGGCGGAGGAGGAACAGAGGAAAAAGCUGGAGGAAGAGCUGAAGCAGCUGAAGUCACACCAUCAGCUUGCUGUGCAUGAACUGGCUGCCCUCCAGCGCCACACUGCUCCUCUGACCUGUCAGACUCCCGGCAAGACACAGCCCAGUCUUCCCUCCGUGGCUCCUCCAGUUCAGCCGAAGAAGGCACACAGACCCUACACGGGGCGAUCUAAGAACAAAUGUCUAAACAAUGCUUCAUCUGCCAAGUCGGACCUCCUCGCCUCAGGGGACAACUUAAUCAAGGCCAAGGUUAGAACAACUCAGAACAACUUGAAGAUCGCUGGUGGUGUUUUGCCCAAAGACUCGCAAAUACACAAUGCUGCCAAGAAACCAAUCCGAUCAACCAAGGGUGUUUCUAUUGCAAAGCAAACGCAAGUUCGGAACAUGCGAUAAUGACUCAUAACAUUUAAGAAGUGAUUUGUUAUCUUUAAAUUCCAUAUUGUUGUUAUCUAUUUAAUUGUUAUUUCGUUUUACAAGAAUAUAACAUCGCAAUACUUAAACCAGCGUAUUGUGUUGUUUUUUAACGAGGGUUGAAAUUCACCAUCAAAAUGCACACAAAUAAAACGGUCUUUCAGAAGUCAAAUCAGUUGUUGGCUUAUUGUCUCAGCAGGUGUGGGUGGGUGGAGAGGAACAGGACUGACACAGUCGCAAUUCGCUGUGCAGGUUAAGUCAGCCUCAAAGUACAAACAAAAGGAAAGGAUGCGUUCGUAACACACCAGUGCAAAGGAAAAGAGUUCAAUACCCAUAUGGGCUCAAAUAUGCUAUGUAAUAACUUUUUGAUAUUUGCACAGUGGGAAAUUUGGCAUUCUCGAAGCUAAUUGGUCAGUUGAACAAAGAUCAAAUUUCAUUGGACAACGGAACUAUUUUUUUCUCAUUCCAUUCAUUCACAAAUCCAUGCCUCUCCCUUCAGAUGUUUUACGUGCUACAAACUCACUUAUUCGAGAUUUUUAAGACAAGAAACAUACUUUCAUAUCAACAAUAUGAUUUCACGUUAUUAUUUUUUCAUUUAUUUCACAUGAUUUUCAUUUCAUUGAGAGUAAAAACAAAAACUACGUCCGCGUUUGUAAACAAACAUGGCUGGCCAUUUGACACCUGUCAAAGUAAAUGACCUCGUUAAAGCGGACGGAGAUCUGACUGACAUGAAGAGUUAUUCGUAUAAUUCAAACUCUGAACACACUU